This is a messenger RNA of Prosopis cineraria, 957 nucleotides long. Its product is annotated as ADP-ribosylation factor-like protein 8c. Gene Ontology annotation, biological process: protein transport. Bases 127 to 681 code for a protein of 184 amino acids. The transcript has 6 exons. NCBI's taxonomy places the organism in Eukaryota, Viridiplantae, Streptophyta, Magnoliopsida, Fabales, Fabaceae. The record is from RefSeq and is a predicted model, not a curated record. Gene Ontology annotation, molecular function: GTPase activity; GTP binding.
UCGUUUUCGCCGGUUACCCGUUACUCCAAUUUCUUUUCCCCUGCUCUUUCCCUUGCUUGCGAUUCAAUCGAAAGGUAUCUUCAUCGCUGGAUUCAGAAUUCGAACUGAAUCCUCUGCUUCGUUGAAAUGGGUCUCUUUGAUUCCUUACUUAACUGGCUUCGUAGUUUAUUUUUUAAGCAGGAGAUGGAACUCUCCCUCGUAGGCCUUCAGAAUGCAGGAAAGACAUCCCUUGUCAAUGCCAUUGCUACAGGGGGCUGCAAUGAGGACAUGAUUCCAACUGUUGGAUUCAACAUGCGAAAGGUGACAAAAGGUAAUGUCACAAUAAAGCUUUGGGACCUUGGAGGACAAAGGAGAUUCCGAACAAUGUGGGAACGAUACUGUCGUGGUGUUACUGCUAUAUUAUAUGUAGUUGAUGCAGCAGAUAGAGACAGUGUUCCUAUAUCACGUAGUGAGCUACACGAGCUCUUGACAAAACCUUCCUUGAGUGGAAUCCCUUUGCUUGUUCUUGGGAACAAAAUUGACAAGUCAGAAGCUUUAUCCCAGCAAGCAUUAGUAGAUCAGCUAGGGCUUGAAUCGAUAAGAGACAGAGAGGUUUGCUGCUAUAUGAUUUCAUGCAAGGAAUCCAUAAACAUCGAUGUCAUCAUCGACUGGCUUAUAAAGCAUUCAAGAACUGCAACUUGAUCUUUUGAUCUGUGAUGCUAUUUCACUUUUAAUCGAAGAAGCAAGGUGUCUGCAGAAAAGCCAGAAAUCACUUUCUUGAGGAACAAGUUUUCCCUUUGGUUUGAGUAGUGGUUUUGAAUAAGUGGUGGCCUUGUGUUCAAUGCAUUGUUCUCAUGUUCAGUAAAUUGAUGGCGUCAUUAACCUGGUUAUUAUUUUUUAUGAUUUUAUUUUAUUUGUCAUUUUAUUUAUGAUAGUUAACUUAUCAGAAGUUCUGAAGUUAAGAUUCUUAUUCCCUCU